Messenger RNA from Macaca mulatta (Rhesus monkey), 1063 nucleotides. It is a transcript of the gene FANCD2OS, whose product is annotated as FANCD2 opposite strand. The record is from RefSeq and is marked inferred. Lineage: Eukaryota; Metazoa; Chordata; Mammalia; Primates; Cercopithecidae.
CCCGGAUGGUGGGACUGGGCCCAGGUUCCCACCGCAUCGUCCUCCUCAGCCAGAACCUUCUGGUCCCCGUCCCCGGAUAGAGACCCAGGAGGCCCAAGCCCUUUCUUCCGGCUUGGAGUGGGAGCCUCUCCACUCUCAGCAGCUCCAGACCCUUCGCAUCUCCGUUUACAGUUCACGAUUCAGCUGCAUUUUGGCGCUAACGCCCCGUUUCCCAGGACUGUCAAUGGCAGGAUACCAGCUCUGGUCACCAUGGACCCCACUGGAUGAGAGUUUCCAAUGGCUGCGGCACACGACACCUAUACCUUCCUCCAAGCACCCCUUCAGGGCCUCUCCCUGCUUCCCACACACACCAUCUGACCUUGAAGUGCAGCUGUGCUUUCAAGAGGUCACUCUAGUCCUAGACAGCCCAUUCCUGGAAUCUGGAGUGAGUCCCAAGUUACCCUGUCACACAUCAGAAUUGCGAACAAUGAACAACAAAGGACUGGUCAGGAAGCCCCAGCCCAUCCGCCUCAGUGGAGUAGAUUCUGUCUUUGGCAGGGUUAUCACAGCUCAGCCACCAAAAUGGACCGGGACUUUCAGAGUUUCAGACAAGUCAGCCUUUUGCAAAAUCAUUAGCAGGGAGCACCAGUGGCCCAUUGGACUGAAGGAGCCUCAGAUUCAGAUGACAGUGACUAUGUGCAAACAGAUGCUGCGCUCUAUCCUCUUGCUGUAUGCAACUUACAAAAAGUGCACCUUUGCCUUGCAGCACUCCAAGUAAAGGGUCCUCAUUUGAUCCCCAUUUCUUCACACCAUGCCCUUUGGCAUGUAACUGAAGCUUACAGAAACCUGUCCAUGUAAAUGAAACUGUGUCAUUGCCCCAGCCAUCUUGCUUUUGUUUCAAGCAGUGAUGAUUCAGGAGCCCCUUUCAUCCCUUCCCCUCCAAAAAGGACCAAUGAUAGAGAACAAGGAAAAACAUUCCCAUUGUAAGGUUGAACCAUUUAGAGUCAAACUAGCAUUGACAUGUACAUGUGAUAACCAUUAAACAAAUGAUAUAAACCAAUGAGCCUAGUGUGAACUCACAUAA